UUUAAAUUUCGUACAAAAUUCUCAGUUUUUUUAUAUCAAUUUAUAUAUAUUUACAAUGGAAUUAAAUGUGGGUAAAAGUUACACUGUAAUUAAAAUACCAAAGUUCAACACUGUGUCCAUAACAAAAUCAUGUCAUGCAACAAAAAAGAGAGAUCUGCCAAAACGUCAGCUAAAUAAGAAAAUUCAUGUUUGUGUGCAGCGUAGCAGUAAAACGGUUUGUGAAAUAAAUUUGGUGUUAUAAAAUAUUGAAAUCGCAAACUUACCCACAAUUUUAAUUUAACAAAAAAAAAAAAAGAAAAACAAUGGAAUACGAGAGUGUGCUUAUUGUAAAACCAGAAGUAUUUAUUUACAAAAUUCCACCGAGGGCAAACGUAAGGGGAUACAGAGCUGCUGAUUGGAAUUUGGGAGAACCUACUUGGACCGGUCGUAUGCGGUUGGUCGCAAAAGGUACUGCCUGCAAUCUGAAGCUAGAAGAUAAAACAACUGGUGCUUUGUUUGCCAAUUGUCCAAUCGACACAUAUCCUGGUGUUGCGAUUGAAGCCGUUUCGGACAGUUCUCGCUAUUUCGUAAUACGUGUACAAGAUGAUAAUGGUCGCUCGGCUUUCUUAGGUCUUGGCUUUGGUGACCGUUCAGAUUCAUUUGACUUAAAUGUAGCAUUACAAGAUCACUUUAAGUGGGUUAAAAAUCAAGAACAAAUUGAAAAAGAGAAGACAGAACCCAAACAAGAAUUAGAUCUCGGAUUCAAAGAAGGUGAAACGAUAAAAAUAAAUAUGAGAAUAACGAAAAAGGAUGGAUCUGAAGGUUCUUCUCGAACUUCAAAAUCAAAAACUUCAACGGGUAUCUUGCCACCACCUCCAGGUGGUAUCGGCAAAAUUGCACCUCCACCAACAAGCGGUGGCGCAGUACGGCAAAGCCCUCUUGCGUCUCCUGCUCACAGAGCUACAACUGGUACAGAAUGGACUGACUAUGCAUCAGCUGGUUCACCACAAGCGCAAGGACAACAACAGCAACAACAAAAUGCCGCUAAUGCCAACUGGGUGCAGUUCUAAUUAGUUUAGAAAUCUGGAUAAAAAACACUAAAUAUUUUUAUCAGAAUUAAAAAAAUGCUGAAAAUUGUUGCUCGAAAAAUUCAAACCGUAAAUAUGUAAAAAAUGAGUUACGAACGAUAAAUUUGAUAGGUAUAAAUAAAACAACAAAAAAAAAUUAAAAUAAAAAUAUUUC
Molecule: messenger RNA, 1221 nt
Organism: Teleopsis dalmanni
Lineage: Eukaryota; Metazoa; Arthropoda; Insecta; Diptera; Diopsidae
Product: NECAP-like protein CG9132
Exons: 5
Coding region: 303-1049 (248 amino acids)
Biological process (GO): endocytosis
Cellular component (GO): membrane; clathrin vesicle coat
Source: RefSeq, a predicted model, not a curated record